This is a messenger RNA of Penicillium griseofulvum, 828 nucleotides long. RefSeq lists its product as uncharacterized. The record is from RefSeq and is a predicted model, not a curated record. Gene Ontology annotation, cellular component: plasma membrane; endoplasmic reticulum membrane. The transcript is spliced from 7 exons. Gene Ontology annotation, molecular function: FFAT motif binding. NCBI's taxonomy places the organism in Eukaryota, Fungi, Ascomycota, Eurotiomycetes, Eurotiales, Aspergillaceae. The coding region runs from base 1 to 828 and encodes 275 amino acids. Gene Ontology annotation, biological process: endoplasmic reticulum membrane organization.
AUGACUAUCCAAAUCGAGCCCUCCGAGUUGGGCUUCAAGCGUCCCUUCAAUCAUGAAGUAUGCCAGGUUCUCCGCCUGAGCAACCCGAACGAGGAACCUGUGGUCUUCAAGGUCAAAACCACCGCUCCUAAGCACUACUGUGUGCGACCUAAUUCCGGCCACAUCGAGGCGGGCAAGACUGUCGAAGUCCAAGUGUUGCUUCAGGCUAUGAAGGAGGACCCCGCUCCGGAUGCCAAGUGCAAGGAUAAGUUCCUAGUUCAGGCCGUCCCAGUCUCCCGUGGCUUGGAGGAUGCCAGCGUUGGCCAGAUUUUCGAUCAAACUCCCAAGGCCGAUGUGGUUGAGCGCAAGAUCCGAGUUGUCUACCUAGCAUCAGAUGCCGCUCCAGCGAACGACUCGGUGCAUGAUGAGGAACCUCCGGCGUACACUUCUCCUGGCGGCGCAAACUUCCAGACCCCGGCUCCCAAAAAGAUCGACUCCGAUGAACCGUCCCCAAUUCCUGCUCCCGAUUUCUCCGAGAAGAAGUCCCAGUCUCCCCAGCGCGAGCCCGCAUCUGCCAUGUCAAAUGCCCGAUCCGCUGUUGCCAAUGCUCUUCCCUCAAGCGACGAACUCAAAUCCCAGCUGUCCGAAGCCAACGCACAGAUCCAGCGACUAAAGGACCGACUUGCAGACCAAGGACUGCGGCAGCGGAAGACCGGCGGAGAGGUUACCGGCAAGGCUGUGCCAGCCGCCAUGCAGCAGUCACAUGGGCCAACGGCUGGCGGAGUUUCGAUCCAAGGUGUAGCAUGCCUCUGCCUGCUCAGCUUCUUGAUCGCGUACUUCUUCUUCUAA